Lachancea mirantina is the source of this 1014-nucleotide messenger RNA. NCBI's taxonomy places the organism in Eukaryota, Fungi, Ascomycota, Saccharomycetes, Saccharomycetales, Saccharomycetaceae. The record is from the annotation of a GenBank genome assembly.
AUGAGAGUAGGAACAAGACUAUUGUUUCUAGUUUCUUCUCUCAGCGCAGUUUUAGCCGCUACGCUGUCAACGAUCAUUGUGACGAGCACGAACCCAGCUGGCGUUGUGGUCACGUUGACAAGUAUAUCCACAGUGACUCCAGCUGCUGCUGCUGCUGCUGCAACAACAGGCCCCACUGUUGUCACUACUACGAAUGCUGCUGGAGCUGUGAUCACAAGCACUGUUACUCCCGCAACGGGUAACGUUGUUACCACGACAGACGCGGCCGGCAACGUAAUCACCACGACCGCUGCCGGAGUCACUGCUACCGGCACUACACCCGCCGCCAGUGUGAUCACCACGACAAAUGCAGCAGGUGCCGUAAUAACAAGCACCCUGGCUCCUUCCUCAUCUUACAGUGUGAUCACGACCACUAAUGCUGCCGGUGCGGUUAUCACGUCUACCGUGACCGGUCCUGCUUCCGGCUCUGCAUCAAGCACGGCCUCGGUUGUUACCACGACGAACGCUGCAGGUGCAGUGAUUGUGUCCACUAUUUCCGGCUCUAGUUCGAGUUCCAGCAGUGCCAGUGCAAGUUCCGUUUCAAGUGUCUCGUCGUCGUCGUCCUCCCUCACGACUGCUGCUGCUGUUGUGGCGAACCCGAACGGCAGGCCCGACCCAUCCACGUCUCAGACACAACUUCCACUAAGUCCCGUAACCACGCUCUCCGUUGCGUCUUUUGUUACUAUCACUGAGGGCACCACGACGUACACUACGACCAGAGGCCCAACGGUCAUUUGGGUAACCUUGACUAGAAGUGGUCAGGUUUUGACCGUCUCGACGACGUUUGCACAAAGGUUUGCCAGUCAAUUCUCAACGACAGCGCAACCUUCUUCAGGUUCUAUCGGCUUGGGCACGAUUAGUGGUGAGGUUGGAUACGUGAAGUCCACGCAGUAUUUGACAAUCACCAACGGGGGCAAUUCAAACAGAAUUUCGAUGGCAUCGGGCUUUUUGGCUUUCCUUUUAUGGCUGAUUUAG